Arctia plantaginis is the source of this 1563-nucleotide messenger RNA. Lineage: Eukaryota; Metazoa; Arthropoda; Insecta; Lepidoptera; Erebidae. The record is from the annotation of a GenBank genome assembly.
AUGUCAGAAGUAACCAACAGUAUAUCUGAAAGAAGAGUCAAAAGAGAUGAUAGUGGUUCUGCGAUAACCGAACCUAAUAAAGACUUAACCAAUUUAGUUCAUGAACAACAGAGAAAUUUAAUUAAAAAUCGCAGAAUAUAUAAACACAUCACAGAUGACACUAGCAUGAGUUAUCUGAAAGUUAUAGAAGACGAAGAUAAAGCAGUGACAGAUGAUGAUUUUAAUGAGAUCGUAGAAGAUUAUGACGGUGAAAUAGAUCUUAGGUUGGGUGCCGAAAAGGAAAAUGAUAACACAGCUCAGUCUAACAGCAAACCUUCACAGGGACAGGCGCAUCGAUCUCUUGGGAAUGAUUCAUACUUCCAGAAAAAUGUAGAAAAAGCUGAAAAGCUUUUAGAAGAACUCACACUACCAACUACUGAGCCUCCUGAUAUCUUCGACAAUAACCCCAGUUUCCUAACCAAACCUGAAUCAUCAAACAAUUAUCCAAGUCCUAACGAAAAAUUUUUCGCGUACAGUUCUUCUGUUAUAGAAAAGUUACCUUCCCUACAAUUUGGUUCUAAAUUCACAUAUGCUAUAACCAACCUACCAAAAUAUACAUACAGUUCACGUACCACUGGAAAGAUGUUAAACUGGCCACUGGACGAAGGCAAGGGUACGUGGUUCACGUGGAUCACCAUGUUCCCUACCACAACGUAUGCCACGAAGAGUACCAGAAGGACCCUCGGUCCAGACCCCCUCACCGCUUCUAUGACUACGCAAAUCACCUCAGAAGAGACGGAGUACAAUCCCGUGAAGGCUUGGUACGAAAAACAAAAAACUAAAAACAAAUAUGGUCGAUACACACAUUUGACUGCUGCUAAUGCUCAAGACAAAACUACAAUUAUAAAAUUACAAAAUGCAGUUAAAGAAUCUAGCCAAAAUUUGACUACAAUAGCCGAAAAGGAAUCGCAACCAACACCAAAAACCUUGUACACCCAAUCAGCGUUACCUUCGAGCACUCCAAAUGCCAUUAGGAAAAGUUUCACAUUCAACACUGAUGGAAUUCUAAAGUUAAAUCAGAAAAAGAAAAAAAAAACAGUCAGAAAUAAAAGACGGUCACAAAAAAAUUCGCCAACAGUAAGAAGGUUUUACGUUCCAAUGAUCGAGAACUUGAAAACUAAUGCCUCCAAGAUAAUGGCAUUUAACAAAAGUACGAAACAGUCUAAAAGGACAAGCCCACAACAUAAAAAGGUGGUAAAGACAAGGAGACCCUUGAAAAAAAAGAAAAGUGUGAGUUCUAACAAGAGAAUCAAGAAGAAGAAGGUAACUACGAGGUAUAAAAGUGCUGUUAGGGAUCUGAAGAGGAUCAGAAAUGGACAAAACAAAGGUAAAGAAUUGAAGUUAAGGCUACCUAGACCUAGAGUCAAACCUAAGACACGUCAAUCAACCUUGAAAAGACCAAAAGACAUGUCACGAGGUGGAAAGAAACCCAUUCGUAGAAUCUUGGAAACUGUAAGCAGUUCGAUGAAUGAGAAUACCAUGACAACAAUGUCAUUGGUGUAUAUCAGAACGUUGUCGAGGUAG